This is a messenger RNA of Huiozyma naganishii CBS 8797, 3159 nucleotides long. RefSeq names its product GTPase-activating protein SED4 (gene SED4). NCBI's taxonomy places the organism in Eukaryota, Fungi, Ascomycota, Saccharomycetes, Saccharomycetales, Saccharomycetaceae. Gene Ontology annotation, biological process: protein secretion. The coding region runs from base 1 to 3159 and encodes 1052 amino acids. The record is from RefSeq and is a predicted model, not a curated record. Gene Ontology annotation, cellular component: endoplasmic reticulum membrane. The transcript has a single exon. Gene Ontology annotation, molecular function: protein binding; GTPase activator activity; guanyl-nucleotide exchange factor activity.
AUGAAGUUUGCGAGUGCGGAUUACUCCGUUGGGUACCCCAUGUACGGUGCCACUUUCUUGAGCGACGACGUGCUGCUCGUUACGGGCGGUGGGGACGCUGACUCUGGUUCCCCGUUGACGAAACUGACUGCGUUGCGGGUGGACCUUAAAAAGAAGAAAGUGAUGAAGCGGUUUAGGGAGAUCACGUUGGAGCAGAAGGACAAUUCUGCGACUGCACUGGACUCUGCGUUUGUCGCGCACGGCGGGGCGGUCACGAACCUUAUUCUGCUCGGGUGCAACGAAACGGUGCCCCUCGGCGAACCGAACCACCAUCUGCGGAAAUUCUUCUUCGAGAAUGCGCACUUGAAGUACGAAUCCUGUGCGGACUUCAACAGGUCCAGUGAGUUGAGCGAGUACACGAAACUUGUUCGGCUUUGCAAGGAUGGCUCUGUCGCGGCAAUUGCGUCCUCCAAACUGCCCACCACUGUCAGGAUUAUCGAUCCGGUCACGAUGGUUGAAAGGUACGAGAUUGAAACGGGGAGAGACGUGAGAGAUCUAUGUUUUUCACCGGAUGGGAAGGUCGUUGCGUACGUGACAGAGACGUCCCUAGAGGUGAUCUCCAUCGUCACCGGUAGGUUUAUCAUCAGAAAGACUGACUUUGACGCUAACCAGAUUCUGUCAAAGGUUAACUUUUUGAACAAUGACACCAUCUUGGUUGCCGCAAGUUUAAUUAAGGACAAGCUUGGCGUUGUCUUGAGCGUAGUUUCGAUAAAGAGCAAAGAGGUUUCGAUAUUGAAGAGCAAGACUAUUAAGGGUAACUUUAAGGGGAUCACCUCGAUGGACGUGGAUAACAAGGGCGAGCUGGCCGUACUGGCUGUGAGCGGGAGUUCUCUGUUGGUCAUCAAAUUGAAAGACUUGUCAACUUUGAAAGUUUUCAAAUCAGUUCAUCAGUUGGAAAUCACCAAAGUAAGAUUCUCCCCCAAUUCUCGGAUGAUUGCCACUGUUUCCCCGGACAAAAACGUGCACUUGGUUGUGAUUCCAGAGGGGCUCGCGAAAUCAACGUCAUUUGGCCAUAAACUGCUAAAGGUGCUACUAAAUCUAUUCUUUGCUAUUGGGAUUGUUGCCGUAUCGUAUUUUGUGCACAAAUACGACCUACACUCAAAAUCAUACAAAUACUUAAAUGAGAAGUAUUUCACCAAACCAGACGUGUCCGGUUACUUCCACAUGAAUGAUAGAAUGACAACCACUACCGACAUUUUUGAUGAUAUAAUACGCAUCAACACACUAACGAGGCCGGUAGACACGCCAUCGCAUUAUACGAGACAAUAUCACGACGCUUACUCGAGGGUCGAAUCUGUAAUCCAUAGUGCAAUCCCUACCCUUGGACCUCAAACUACUUCCGAGGUAUACACAGCAUCAAGUACAUCCAGUAAGAGCAGUUUCUCUCCCAUUGUUAGAUAUCAAUCUGACCUGACAAAAGUAGUGCUUAGCAGUCAAGCAACAAAAAGUAGUCUGUUAACACAAAGUGAAAUUCGUAUCUCCAGUACUGAAAAGAGGGAUACACUACCAAAAACUUCGAGCCCGGUCCAAACGAUGUCUUCUAGUUCUGAAACUGUGACUUCUGCCCAGAAAUUGACUGAGUCUCAGACCGUUCUCGAAAACAUAAAAAGAAGCGUCCCUUCAGCAAGCGUCGAUCCUGCUGUGAAGGGAAAGGAGCUUAAGACAAUCACUGUUGAUGGAGUUGUUUAUGAGGUGAUGGCAGUUAAAGAAACUGUGCAGGAGGGCGAGCAUUUGACUACGGCAGGUGGAUUAAUUUCUACGACGUCCUUGAUAGCAACGAGUUCUACCAGCCUAACUAAACCUUCUUCUUCUCAUAUAUUGGAGACCUCCCGUGUCGAAUCAUCAAACUCACUUCAUGCGAUAUCUGCUAAAUCUUCCUUUACCAUUUAUGAAGAGUUUAUGUCCUCUUCGAAAUCUUCUCUAACUAGUUCGGUAAAUUCUCCUGCUGUUUCAACUACCUCACAAUCUUCGUCUGCAGACGUGGACUCGAAACCUUCAACACCAGCUUCAAGCAGCUCUCUUGCUCAAGAGUUGACCUCCAAGGACAUUCCUGUUUUGUCAUCUCACUAUCCCCAGUCAAGCAGAAGCACAACAUUAACUGUACUUGAAAAGAGUGAAAAUAGUGACGGAGGUUUGAACGUGCUGCCAACAACAAGCGAUUCAAAUACUAUAUCCGAGGCACCACUUCAAACAACUCCAACUCUCACAAACACUCUAAAGGGGAACUCAGAACCAGACUCCACAUUGGUUACUCAUGAUUCGGUAACUACCACUCCAAUGUCAGCUCCUGUGGUUUUGACGAGGGAAACAACAGCUCCCUCUAGUGCCUCCAUGGAUUCGACAUUGAGCAGUGCUCAGGAAUCAAAGAGCGUUGUCGAGCCGGAAGUUUCCUCACAUCUGUCCGAUGAUACACUUCAGGGAAUACAGGUGUUAGAUACACCACAUCAAACUACAACAUCCACAGAUGUCACUUUAGACAAGUCUGGUUCAAAUGAUAAGCAAAUAUUAGAAGAAUCCUCGAAUGAAUCCCAUAACAUAGCAACCGACAGCAUUCUAGAUAUUGUGGAGGAAAAAGAACCAUAUGUGACUACGGAAAUUCCAGCUGUCAUCACACGCGAGGUUACCAAUUCGUUUACCUUGACUUCUGUAAUCACAAGUAUAUCUGAAAGUGAAAAUUCUUUCACUCCAGAUAUUUUGGAAACUGGAAGUAACACAAUAGAUGUGAAAACAUCGGAGAGCGAUUUUGUGCCAACCGCCUCAGAUACUGAUGAGGGUUGGGUAGUGGUGAGCACUCGUGGGAUCCCAGCAACUUCACUUGAAGCCCAUGGAUCAUUUGACGCAGAAGAGAAACCAGUUUUUGCAACUUCCUUGGGCGUCGCAUUGGUUUCAACUGACAUUUCAGCAGCACCAACUUCCAUAGCAAGUCCAGAAAACACCACUAAAGCGUUAACUUCAAAAACAAAGCCAACACCAGAUUUUACAUAUAUGCCUUCAGAAACAGCUGGCCUUGAUCAAGGAGAGGUUUUGGAAACAUAUGUUCAAACUGUCAGCACGGAGAAUUUAGUCGAUGAACAACCUUUUGUAGGUUCUGAACCGGCCAUUGAAACAACUCUUUUUUGA